This is a messenger RNA of Tilletiopsis washingtonensis, 1053 nucleotides long. Its product is annotated as putative 40S ribosomal protein S16. The record is from RefSeq and is a predicted model, not a curated record. Gene Ontology annotation, biological process: maturation of SSU-rRNA from tricistronic rRNA transcript (SSU-rRNA, 5.8S rRNA, LSU-rRNA); translation. The transcript is spliced from 3 exons. The coding region runs from base 449 to 874 and encodes 141 amino acids. Gene Ontology annotation, cellular component: cytosolic small ribosomal subunit; ribosome. NCBI's taxonomy places the organism in Eukaryota, Fungi, Basidiomycota, Exobasidiomycetes, Entylomatales. Gene Ontology annotation, molecular function: structural constituent of ribosome; RNA binding.
GGUUCGUAUGCCGUGCCCUCUCUCGUCCUCGCACCUCUCUGGCGCAUUAUACGUGCGCACAUAGCACGCUGCAUGUGCAUCGGCACGACGCAGCAGGCGGCCGGGUGCGCCGCGCUCAUCCUGGCGCGGCAAAAUCGCUCGGCCUGGCCAGAAAGGCUCUGCCAAGGAGCGACACAGAGAUGGCGGUCGCGCAUGUCUCUCGCCUUGAUAGCGAGAGCGUCAACGCAUGAAGAGCGGGAAAGACUGCAGCCCUUAGGGAAGCGCUGGCUGCGUCUGGGCUGCGCCUGGGAGAGGGCGGCGAGAAGCGACGCGCAGGGUGGAACCGGGCCGGCGAGAGCGGAGGCGUGCGCGCAGGCAUGCCGCAGCUGCUGCCAGUGCUCUGCCAUCUUCAUUCUCGCUCCGCACCACCAUCACAUCGUACGUGCCACUGACCUCGAUUCUCGUUCAGAUGUCGCAAUCCGUGCAGUGCUUCGGCAAGAAGAAGACGGCCACGGCCGUGGCCCACGUCAAGGAGGGCAAGGGCCUCAUCCGCAUCAACUCGCAGCCCAUCGCGCUCGUCGAGCCGGAGAUCCUGCGCUUCAAGGCCUACGAGCCCGUGCUGAUUGUCGGCGAGGACAAGUUCGCCGGUGUUGACAUCCGCGUGCGCGUCUCGGGUGGUGGCCACACCUCGCAGGUGUACGCCAUCCGCCAGGCCAUUGCCAAGGGCCUCGUUGCGUACUACGCCAAGCACCACGACGCCGCCUCCGCCCUCGAGCUGCGCCAGCAGUUCGUCGCCUACGACCGCACGCUCCUCGUCGCCGACCCGCGCCGCAUGGAGCCGAAGAAGUACGGCGGCAAGGGUGCCCGCGCCCGUCGCCAGAAGUCGUACCGUUAAAGCACCUGCGCUGCCCGCGUCGGAAUGCCAGCGCGGUUCCGAUGCGCCAAUGCUAUGCCUUGACACGUCAUCUCCUUCCUAUCUGCACUUUUUCUGGGUCUUCCUCGACACACACACACCACACACAUCUCACGCAUGUACACCACGCUUCCCCAAAAGCGGCAGAUGCAACGCCCGAG